AAUAAUAAAAUACUGAUACGAUGAGAUAGAUAUGUGGAUUUGCCAGAUAAGCGUUUGUAAUCGAAAUUUGGAAAAAGCAUAAACUUAGAUUUAUCAGUUCACUUGCAAGCCAUUAACAUGGAACGUUGGCAUAAACGUAUUGCCGUUGUUACUGGAGCCAGUUCAGGCAUUGGGGCGGCCGUUGUUAAAGAUCUCCUGACAUCGGGUCUAGUCGUUGUCGGUCUGGCUCGUCGCAAAUAUGCCAUUGAGGAGUAUCGCAAAGAAUUGCCCGAGGCAUUGCAGGCGAAUUUGCAUGCCGUCAAGUGUGAUCUAACCAAUACACGUUCCAUUAACGAAGCAUUUGAUUGGAUUGAAGCCAAUCUAGGCGGUAUUGAUAUUUUGAUCAACAAUGCCGGUGCCUUUACCCUGGGCCAAUUGGCGACCAUGGAAUUAGCAAGCGUCCAGAACAUAUUGCAGGUGAAUGUUGUGGCAUUGGUGGCCUGUACUCAGCGUGCCUUCAAAUCGAUGAAAGAACGUAACUUUGACGGACAUGUGAUACUCAUCAAUAGUACAUUGGGCCAUCGUAUACCCAUGGUUGGCCAAGGACCGGCACCAUUUAAUAUCUAUCCCUGCAGUAAAUUUGCCGUCACAGCCAUGACGGAGGUCUAUCGCCAGGAAUUUAUGGGUUUGGGUACAAAAAUAAAGGUGACGAGUAUUAGUCCCGGCCAAACGGAUACCGACAUAGUUCCAGACGAUUUUAGACGGGGCCAAACGAUGUUGCAAGCCAAAGAUGUGGCUGAAUGUGUUCAUUUUGCCAUUGCCACACCGCCGCAUGUUCAGAUUCAUGAAUUAACUGUUCAACCAUUGCAGAUGUAAAUGUUAUAAUUAUAGGUCAAUAAAUAAAGUGAACGUGAGAGAAAAAAAAAACGAUAGCUGUGUCGAUGCGACUACCUGUAUUCUUCUAACAUGAUCGGAUUAGUAUUAGUAUCAGUAUUUCCUGUGAAGUCAUGAGUCACAGCUUCCAUUAAGUUUUCACAGAUCAUUGCCCGAAGAUCGGUAUGUAACGUGUCGUACAUAAAAGUAUUGAAACCUAUCGCCGUUAUUCGCCGGCUCCCUUUAGCUUAUGACCUUUAACAAAACAAAUCGCGGUUUUUCCCUUAUUAUUCAUAACCAAGCUAUUACUCAUAACCAAGCACUACAUAUUAGAUUAAGUGUUCAUUCCACCCUUUGAUAAGUUCAACAGUUCUACAAUUAUUUUGUGCGGAAACACAAGUUAAACCUUUAAAAUUACGAAAGAUGGAUUUAAAUUUUGUUCCUAUAGAACGUCUCGAGAAAGUAAAUGAUAAUACGUAUAUAUUGGGAUUGGCAUGCAUGUUAGGUCAUGCAGAACGGGAAAGUAGCCAUUUAUCAUUUAAGGAUGAAAAUAGCGGCCUAGAAUCCACUUGGGAUGUAACAGCAAUAAUUAAUUUUUUCAAAUCCACGUUACUGAUUUCGGCCAUGUGUCUUCGCGAAGACGACAAGGACACCUUGUUCCGUGUUACGCUAACUAUAGAAAAAUUUGGAUGUGAAGCAAUUACCAGGAGCAUAGAAAUCGUAGGCAAUGAGGGAGGUACAAUAAGUGUAAAUUGCAAUAAUCUUUCUGAAAUUAAAGAUAUUUAUAUAAAAAUUGAAAGUCUAUCCAAUAAAUCCACUGAAUGCAACAUGACCCAUGACUUCGCCAAAAUAUUGGCCAGUGAAGAAUCCAGCGAUGUGACCCUUGUCACAGGAGAUGGUACUGAAUUUAAGGCCCACACAUUUGAGUUAAGUGCCCGCAGUGUGGCCGAAGUAAUGAAAGAAAUGCUGAACUAUCUGUACACUGAUCGGAAAAUACGGCAUAAGUUGAGUUUAGGGGCUAUGCUUGGAUUGACCUGAAAUUUUUACCGCAGGUAGGUAUUUGUAACCUGAUUACGGCAAUGUAAUUUUUUUGUGGGGGAAAUACCCGGUUACCCGGUUAUUCGACCCAAAAGUUCGGAUACAACAUCCGGUUUAUAUCCGGUUCUACGUAACCGAUAUCAAUAAAAUGGGUAUCAUUUGAAAGCUUAUGAAAAUACCUAUCCAACAAGUGGUCAUAUGACGGGGUUGCUGGAACCGGUUUCGGAGAAAUUUAGGAAAAUGUGAAUUUUUGUAUGAGUAAUUUUUGAAAAACCCAUAAAAACUCGAAAAUGGACCCAUUAUAAGGUCUUAAAAUCUAUACACAAUAUUAUAGCUAACACUAUUGCCUUUCCAAAAUGGUGUCACAUGUGUUGAUAUCUUUUGUAGUUCCGAAGAUAUUGACUUUUAAAGUCGUUACUUAUGAAAGCAGUUUGAGUGAACCCAAGUUUUGUGUCGGGUUUAACGUUCUUGUUAAUCCGCUUUGUUUUUAAUUUGGUGUUGUUAGAAUAUUAUGGAUCGCGUAGUCGGUGUUGGACAUAUCCCAGAGGAGAAAAUCUUAAGCCCCGGCCGAAGGCCGGCUGCUUACAAAAAUUACAAUUUUUAGAAAAACUAUGGAUCGCGUAGCCGGUGUUGGACAUACCCCAGAGGAGAAAAUCUUAAGCCCCGGCCGAAGGCCGGCUACUUUCGAAAACUACAGUUUUUAGGAAACUAUUGAUCGCGUAGCCGGUGUUGGACAUACCCCAGAGGAGAAAAUCUUAAGCCCCGGCCGAAGGCCGGCUACUUACAAAAAUUACAAUUUUUAGAAAAACUAUGGAUCGCGUAGCUGGUGUUGGACAUACCCUAGAGGAGAAAAUCUUAAGCCCCUGCCGAAGGCCGGCUACUUACAAAAAUUACAAUUUUUAGAAAAACUAUGGAUCGCGUAGCCGGUGUUGGACAUACCCUAGAGGAGAAAAUCUUAAGCCCCGGCCGAAGGCCGGCUACUUACAAAAUGUACAAUUUUUAGAAAAACUAUGGAUCGCGUAGCCGGUGUUGGACAUACCCCAGAGGAGAAAAUCUUAAGCCCCGGCCGAAGGCCGGUUGCUUAAAAAAGCUAUAAAGGUCAAAGUCAAAUGCGUCUAGACUGGAGAAAAAUAUAAUUUAAUGAAUUCUAUCUCUUAUAUCCACGGAACCACAAAAGAUAUCAACACAUAUGACACCAUUUUGGAAAGGCAAUAGUGUUAGCUAUAAUAUAGUGUAUAGAUUUUAAGACCCUAUAAUGGGUCCAUUUUCGAGUUUUUAUGGGUUUUUCAAAAAGUACUCAUACAAAAAUGCAAAUUUUCCUAAAUUUCUCCGAAACCGGUUCCAGCAACCCCGUCAUAUGACCACUUGUUGGAUAGGUAUUUUAAUAAGCUUUCAAAUGAUACCCAUUUUAUUGAUAUCGGUUACGUAGAACCGGAUACAAACCGGAUGUUGUAUUCGAACUUUUGGGUCGAAUAACCGGGUAACCGGGUAUUUCCCCCACAAAAAAAAUACAUUGCCGUAAUCAGGUUACAAAUACCUACCUGCGGUAAAAAUUUCAAAAUGAUCCGAGCAUAGCCCCUAAACUCAACUUGCUCCGAAAAUACCAAACCAAAUGGCUGCAGCACUAUAUACGGCAGCAAAUAAAUACGCCUUGUUGCAUUUACAGGACAUGUGCGAACAAGCAUUAAUCGAAACAAUGGAUGUGGCUUCAGUUGCUGAUACACUCAGAUUAGCCGACCUUCAUGGCAAUGAACGUCUUAAGACCAAAGCUAUUACGUUUAUUGCGCGAAACAUUAAAACGGUCACGGAUACGGAAAGUUGGAAAAGGUUACGCCAAACGGAUCACCAGUUGUGUAUGGACGUUUUGGAAGAAGUCGCGAAACAGCAUUUCUAGUUUUAUAAGUACAUAUGUGUGUUUAGCUACGCACACGUCUGUAUAAAACAUCGAAUUUUUUUCAUUCUGGACAUUUUCUAAUUCGCUGGAAUUCCAAAUUCCUCAUUAUCUUAUAUUAAAUAUCAAAUCGAAAUUAUUUAUCUUAUCCGCCUUUUGUAAAAAUCUUCAAUAAAUAUAAACCAACCAUUUUGUGCAUAA
This is a messenger RNA of Musca domestica (house fly), 3982 nucleotides long. Its product is annotated as farnesol dehydrogenase. The record is from RefSeq and is a predicted model, not a curated record. NCBI's taxonomy places the organism in Eukaryota, Metazoa, Arthropoda, Insecta, Diptera, Muscidae. The coding region runs from base 118 to 855 and encodes 245 amino acids. The transcript is spliced from 2 exons. Gene Ontology annotation, molecular function: oxidoreductase activity.